UGACCACAACCAUCACACGAUGCUCAUGGCAUGCAAAGUCACACGUCGAGUUCGUGAGUCACGCCACAUACUCAACCCUCCAGCCGUACGAUCCAAGCACCAGGGCCUAGCGUACAGGGACUGGGGAGAUUCCCAGACACUUCAGUCACUAAAUAUCCUUAGCCGCCGAGUCGACCAGGUGCAUUGGCUUAAUUGCACCGAAAUACAUCGCACAGCUAGAGAUGUCAACCUUUUCACUGUUUUCACACUUGCCAACGGAGCUGCGCUUACGGAUUUGGGGACUCACAGUCGAGCCCCGGACUGUUGAUGUGUCAAUUUCCGACUCCUACUUGUCCUGGAGGUAUGAUAAUCCGCUUCCGGUGACGAACACGCCCGUGCCAGCUCCGUUACAGACGUGCCGAGAAUCAAGGCGUGAAAUGCAAAAGCACUAUCAGCGCGGACUCGUUGAGCUCAGGAACAGGGACGACAUGGGGCUACGCUACGUAUGGGUUAACUUCGAAAUCGACAUUAUUUACAUCGGCAAUGGGAAUCACCUUGGCCUCUAUAAAGCAGUUGCGCCGCAGAUACAGCGGCUUCGGUUCGAGGCCGAAUAUAGCGACGAAACAUUCUAUCGCGGCAGCAUGAAAGAUCUUCAAUCUUUCACCAGUAUCAAGGAAAUCUUCAUCGUCUGUAUGGAUGGUAUGAAAGCUUGGUGGGGUGCUUUGGAAGAAAAUCAAGAAAAUUUAUGGCCGUGCGGCGAGGAGAGCAUUUGGUUUAUUGAUCCAGAUAACGGAAACAUGAUGAGAGCAUCUGAGAAUGACGCCAAUUGUUUGCACCAGUACAGGGUUCAAUGGUGGGAGAUGGGUGACGAUUACGACACUGGUCUACCCCUCAUUUUAGUACGGCUUUGCAGGCGAGCGAUGAGGCGACGAGCGGCAGCGAUUUCGAGAUAACGAGCAAUGGGGACCUUGGUAUUGGAAAGUGUGUAGACUCAUGCAGAAGAUAGAGGAAAAGAACCCCUUACUUGUGCA
Paraphaeosphaeria sporulosa is the source of this 1010-nucleotide messenger RNA. RefSeq lists its product as uncharacterized. Lineage: Eukaryota; Fungi; Ascomycota; Dothideomycetes; Pleosporales; Didymosphaeriaceae. The transcript has 2 exons. Bases 222 to 932 code for a protein of 236 amino acids. The record is from RefSeq and is a predicted model, not a curated record.